This is a messenger RNA of Ostrea edulis (European flat oyster), 5017 nucleotides long. RefSeq names its product transcription factor Dp-1-like. The transcript is spliced from 12 exons. The record is from RefSeq and is a predicted model, not a curated record. Gene Ontology annotation, molecular function: DNA-binding transcription factor activity, RNA polymerase II-specific; RNA polymerase II transcription regulatory region sequence-specific DNA binding. NCBI's taxonomy places the organism in Eukaryota, Metazoa, Mollusca, Bivalvia, Ostreida, Ostreidae. Bases 382 to 1809 code for a protein of 475 amino acids. Gene Ontology annotation, biological process: regulation of transcription by RNA polymerase II; regulation of cell cycle. Gene Ontology annotation, cellular component: nucleus; transcription regulator complex.
AUUGGCCAAUCGUAUCAUUUCGGUCUUCAUCGCCGCCAAGCUCGUUUUGCUAGAAUAGCCGAUUUAAUUGAAAGUAUUGUUUUCAACUUCAUUAAUCAUCUAGUACAGUGUCCAUGAUACAUCCAGUAUGUAUAACACAUCUCAGUUUAUUCGACAAUGACUUUGAACCGCAGACAUACGGAGGAUUCAUAACUUACUGUUUAUUUGUUUACAACUUCGGAACAGGGUUCCGAUAUUUCAAUGGACGCCAUUUUGUCAUUGGGAUUUUAAAGAAGUUGAUAACUUCGGGAAAACUAGCCACGGACACAUCGAUCCACUGCGGCUGCUGAGGUAGCGGUGGAACAUUCUUCCGAGUCAGCUUGAUAUUUUGGACACUUUACGAUGUCAAACUCCAACACGACCCUCGCAAGUUUGUGGGUCGACGAUGUACAAGUCAGUCCAAUGAAAGUCAUGCCAGGAACCCCGGGAAAAGCUACAGGGAACGGGGCAGAAAUUCGACAAGAUAUUGUUCGCUUCUACAAAGACAGUGGAUUGGAACCAGUUGCAAAAGAGGUGGGGCUACUUGAUGCCAAUGGUGAUAUUGCUGGUUUUCAAACUCAAACUAUCCAAACAGGAGGGAAAGUGCAAAUAGUUGCUGUUCCAAUAUCCUCUGCAUCUCCAGCAAAGAUGUCUCCAUUCAAAGAACAUGCCAUCCUUCCAAAACAGAAUACAACCCAAAUAAUUCACGCCGUGGCUAGCCCGAGACAGCCCAUGAUACCGAUAGACGUGUCUUGGAGAGGUGGGGCUCAGAAGAGGUCCUCAGAAUUCACGAUAGAACCUGAUGAUGGUUUUGGAAAACGGGGCAAGAAAGGAGAAAAGGGUGGAAAGGGGUUACGACAUUUUUCUAUGAAAGUGUGUGAAAAAGUUCAAAGAAAGGGUGUUACAUCUUAUAAUGAAGUGGCAGACGAACUAGUUACCGAAUUUAGUGAUCCUCGAAAUUUGACCUCACCAUCAGAUCAGGCUUAUGACCAGAAGAACAUCAGGAGGCGUGUUUAUGAUGCUCUGAAUGUGCUGAUGGCCAUGAACAUAAUAUCAAAAGAAAAGAAAGAAAUCAAAUGGAUUGGACUACCCACUAACUCAGCUCAAGAGUGCCAAAAUUUAGAGAUUGAAAAACAAAAGAGACUUGAGAGAAUCAGACACAAAACCCAACAGCUUCAAGAACUAAUUUUGCAGCAAAUAGCUUUCAAGAAUCUGGUGCAGAGAAACAGGGAACUGGAGAAAACGCAGGGGCCCCCACCACAGAAUUCAGCCAUACAGCUGCCAUUUAUCAUAGUCAACACGAGCAAAAAGACGGUUAUAGACUGCUCCAUAUCAAACGACAAAUAUGAAUACUUAUUUAACUUUGACAACACCUUUGAAAUCCAUGAUGAUAUUGAGGUGUUGAAGAGGAUGGGAAUGGCACUUGGCUUGGAGAAAGGCCAUUGUACCACUCAAGAUGUGAACAAAGCUAUUAAGAUGGUCCCAAAGGCUUUAGAACCAUAUGUGAUAGAUUUAGCCAAUGGUGGAAUGACUCACUCCGGUCCCAGCGGUAUCCGACCUAUGUCUGCCGAGGAAGGCUCCUCCAGAUACAAAGUACCAGUCCAACCCUCCGUCCAAUCCUCAGGCAGUAAUAGCAACGAUAACAUGGACAUUGAAGUGGCAAACAUAUAUUCACAAGACUCGAAUUUAGGCUCUCAUUCAGACAUGCACUCUAGGGCAACAGAGACGCCCUCCGAGGACUUCUCUGACGAUAGUGAUACAGACAGGUCAAGUCCUGUAGAUAUGAGUUAAUAACCCAGUGGUCAUGCGUAGAAGAAAAGCUGCGAGAGCUAGCGACUCCAUAGAAAUUGUUUUGUACUCAGAAAGAAAGUGACAAGGUUCCUUUUCAGCUUCACAAGAGAUAACUGUGAGAGUCGGAAUUCAUGGAAACCUUGAUGGCAAGGAGUUUGGGAAUGGAGGCAAACUAAGUCUACCAGCAUUGGACGUAAAUGUGGAGAGGAAAAGGCAGCAAAAAGACUACCUAGUAGCAUCGUCUUCAAACGUUCACUGGCACCGAUAUACGUCGUCGUUCCAGCUUCUCAUCAUUAUAUACUUGUGCUUACUUCUCUUGAAAUUUAUUUAACUUUCUAAGCAGUUGCUAAAUUCAUGUGUUAUGAGUUCAUUUCUGUUCUCCCAUAAAUCAUGUUUUUAACGGUGUACAUUAUGAAAGUUGUGUGUGAAAUUUGUAUACAUCAUAGCAUAGCCUCUUGAUUGGAAAUCCCAGAUGUUAGAUAUUAAGCCUAAUGUGUUCUGUAUACCAUGUAUUAGCUGCAAUAAUGUAGCCCUAUCCAAUUUUUUUUUAUUCUGACGUUUUCGGGAUAGGGCUACAAUUCCAUAGGAUCUCCGUAAUGGUGCAAAAUAAUUUUAUGAAUAACCGACAAUAAACUCUGUGUAUUAGUCCCAAAUGUUGUUUACACCAAAAGGAGUACCAACUUUGUGCUCGGGCAUGCCUAAUAAAGGUGUUUUUCAUUAAAUAUAAUGUACAGCAUGCAAAAUUCUUCGUCUGCUCCGCCAUGCUUGUUAUCGCGAGAUCUCGUAGGUGGAUCUAAUGAAAAGCCCAAACAUUGACAAUCAGCGCGAAAAUGUAGUUACUCGAGCCACUUCGACAAAGAAAGGAAAAUCAUAUUGUUGCAGAAAGAAUUUACACUCUGCUGUUCGGUUUUUAACUUGAUAUUAAAUUCAAACCUUUUCAAUACCGACGAAAUAGCUUUCGCCUCCAUACUUGUCCAUUGAUGUAAAUACUACCUUAUAUGGCAUAUGCAAAUGACUUGACAACCGGAAGUUGAAACUUCAGUACAUCAAACAUGGCGCACAAAUAUGAAUCAAGAAAUUGGAAUUUAUCGAAAUUGUUGAAAACGGUAGAAUAGAGCCUCACAAAUCUAAAGUUGCAGGUUGUAAAUUUAUAUAUUGACUAAGAAACAUAGAAUAUCAUUUUAUUUACGUAAAGAAAGUCAGGAAAUGUUUAGAAUGAGCGCAAAUGUUGCGGGAGUGAAUCACUCCCGCAUUUGCACCAUUACGGAGAUCUUAAGGAGUUGUAGCCCUCUCCCUAAAAAAAAAAAAAAAAAAAAAAAUCAGAGAGGGCUACAUUAUUGCAGCUAACCAUGUAUAUAUAUUAAGGUCAGGUCACUUGAUUUGGGAGGUCGCACGGAAUAUUUCAGUUGCAAAUUUUGGUCUUUGUGAGAAGACUGGCUGAGAGACAGGGAUAAUCGUAAUGUGGUAAACAAACUGUGAUACAUAUGAGGUUUUGAAUGUUUGGGAGACAAGGUUGUUCAUUGAAACAUUGUUACAUGUGUUGAGUCAGAUUUUAAAAAUGUUUAGAAAACACAUUUUAAAAUAUAUUCAUCAUAAAUAAGGGUGUGUUGAAAUCUCUGAUUGGUGGACUUGAAGUGAUAUAGUGUGUUUUGAAAUGGAAAUCCUCAUUUUGCUUACAUCUAAAUGCAUCACCAUUUUUAACAGAUUGCUAAUUACUGUACCACGGUAGAGAAAGUGCCAUUCUACAGUAUACCAAAACAUGAACCAUAGUAGAUUGGCAAGAUCUACUUGAAGGCUUUAUGUGCAGUCUAUUGUGUUCUCUGGAAAAAAAGAGAGGGGUAGAAUAUAGAUGCAUUACAUUUCAGCAGAAAUAUAAAACUGCCAGACUAUACACAAUCACAGAGUUCCCUUACUGUGUGAACAACAAAAUGUGUACGGUUUUUAAAUGUGACGAAAGUGUUCCCAGGAAAGUGUUCGACUCGAGAUAUCAUAUUAUUCACAGGAUUGUCAUAUCAUCAGAUUAUAAGUUAUUUAUGUUGUGUGCUCAUUAGUCCUCUUAUAAUCAUUUUUAAGUGUCUGCAUGAUUUUCUGUUUUGUACAUGCGUACUGUAUAUAGUGAGGUGGCAUCGUAGAUCUACCAGUAGUGUUUGUACAUAGAUCUGUUACUCUACAUGUACUUCCAGGUAUCAAUAGUGCUGUGGUAUGAUUUUUAAAAUUGUUUAAUCACUUUAGUUUGAUAAAUGAGCAGUGGUUUGAUGGCAAGAUUGUUUUUUUGGUUUUUUUUUUGGUUUUUUUUUUUGGGAGUAUAGGUAGAUAUUUUAGGUUUAUAAUAGAAACCGAUUUUCCCAAUAGUUUUCUCUAUCUGGUCUCUCUACUCUAGAUUAGAAGAAAUUUUCAGUCUGCAACACAUUACCCAUCAAUUAAUUCUGCUUCCAAUUUAAAUGCAUGUACUUUGCAAGAACAAGCAUGGAUGUUAGAAAUAUUAGUUUCAGUUCAUGUCUUUUUUUUUUCUUUUUUUUUUAGUCUUUUUUUCCCCUCAUUGUUAUUAAUAGUGCAUGUAUUAUAAUUAUGUAUUUAAUGCUAGAAUUAGCAAUGGCACACUUUAUCAAAAUUAACCUAUCUAUCUUGAUAAAAUCUGUGAUCAGGUACAUAUAUAUAUGUGUACUUUUUUUUUAUCGUCGGGUUAAUACAAAGUUCAUGUAUUUGUUGUUACAUUUUUAACUUAAAUGGAAAAAAUAUAGACAUCCAGUUGAGGUCGCUUGUAUUUUCCCGCAUUUUAAUGGAAUGCACACAUAUUUUUUUUUCUUCUUCAUGUGAAAAUUCAAAUGUGGUGGAUCUUUCAUAUACACAAGCAAUGUAAAAUGAACACAUUCCCACAACACAGAAGGAAAUAUUGCUUUACUUCGUAUAUGAGAAUAUAUAUUUUCCCUGAAAAUAUGAGAGCAUGUUUUGUCAGUAAAUUUGCACACUAUUAACAUUUUCAUUCGUAAUUUUUUAAGGCAGCUAAGGAGAAGGAUAACAUUUUUUACUUGUUUUUCCACUACAGUAUGUCGGAGAGCUCUGGAAGGAGCAUUUUAAGAGUAAUAUCUUGUGUACUGGUGGUGAAUAUUUGGAGUAUCUAUGCACCAUUUCAUUUGUAGUCUAAAACAAAUUGUCCAGUGUCAAAGAAUUUCACCUUUAAAACUUCAGAAUAAAUGAAUGAAAGUAG